Messenger RNA from Anguilla rostrata (American eel), 2981 nucleotides. Its product is annotated as basic proline-rich protein-like. Gene Ontology annotation, molecular function: chromatin binding. Bases 524 to 2338 code for a protein of 604 amino acids. The record is from RefSeq and is a predicted model, not a curated record. The transcript is spliced from 7 exons. NCBI's taxonomy places the organism in Eukaryota, Metazoa, Chordata, Actinopteri, Anguilliformes, Anguillidae. Gene Ontology annotation, cellular component: nucleus; chromocenter.
GCACGGGACAUGAGAGAACAUACAGCACGGCCUCCAUUUAUGAGCAGUUGCAGUCUAUCCAAGCUAUUCAUUGAUGACACAGUAUUAUUUAUUUUGUCAUGUUAUUUGUAAGUGACAGUUUGUGUGUGGAAUGAUACUGCUCACAUGCAGGCUGUUUGAUUGGAUUUACACUCGCUGCAGAACGCGGUCUCAGCCAAUCAGCAUCCAGGAUUUGAAACAGCCCAUUUUAUGAAAUGUGUGCUCCUGGGCCUUGAUGCUGCAGUCCUGCUGGACGCGCGCAGACUUUUGGAAUUCACUGCAUGUUGCUGUGUGAGGGAAAGGGCUGGAGAAUCGAUUAGUGACGCCUCUCGGUUAAACGCACGCUCUCCCCCUCCACCUCGCAGGCACCCUCGUGACGCUGGAGUCCCGGGAGCCCCCGGAGACGCGGUUGCCAGGCGCCUGCAGCCCUGGCGCCGGCCUGGCCCCGCCCCCGUCGCCGGGGGACACGCCCAGCUCGCUGCAGCUGGCCGAAUCCUUCCCGUUCAUGAGCCAGGAGCAGCUGCUGCAGCUGCUGUCCACCCACUCCGGCCUGCCCUCCCUGUUGGCCCCGCCCUUCCUGGGCUCCCUGCCCAUCGGCCUGUGGAUGGGGGGCGGGCAGAGCCAGGCCCCGCCCCAGACCCCGCCCCCGGCUCCGCCCCCGCAGGCCGGGCUGCUGAACCACGCCUCCCAGCUGAACAUCCUGCCCGGCAUGCUGGGUGCUCAGGGAGACCUGCCCGUCAGCCUCCUGGGGCUCCUGAACGCCCCGCCCCCCGGCCCCGGCCCCGCCCCGGAGCUGGGGGAGAAGCCGGGGGCCCUGCAGGCGCUGCUCACCGCCUCCCUCCUGCUGGGCCAGCAGCAGGCCGCCCUGCUGCCGCUGGCGGGGCUGGGCCAGCCGCUGGACCUCCUCCUGCAGCAGCAGCCCUUCCCCGCCCCCCUGCCGGAGGGCGUGGCCCUGGAGAAGGCCCCCGCGGGGCUGGGGGGGCCGGCCGACUCGGGCCCCGGGCUCCUGGAGGCCCUGCAGUCGCUCCUGCUCCCCCCGCCCCCCGCCUUCCUGUCCCUAAGCCCCGCCCUGCUCGCCGCCACGCUCGGCCUCCCCGACACGCCCGCUUCCCAGCAGCCCCUAACCCCCCAUCCCCCGUCAGCCCCUACUCAGGUGACCCUCUCCAGUCCCGCUCUGGGCUCUACCUCUGUGUCCUGCGCCUCUCUGAUCCCCAGCCCCGCCCCCGACGUGGCCGACGCCCUGACCACCUUGUCAGGCCAGGGCAAAGCCAACGCCCUGCCUCCCCACCUCUUACCCCCCCUGCUGGGCCCUGGGGUUCUAGGAGACCUGGCGGCGCUGGGCAACAUGGGCGGCCUCCACGGCAUGAUGGGGGCCGGACCUCUGCUGCUGCCCCCUAUGCAAGCCCCCGGGCUGGGCAUGCCUCUACUCCAGGCCCAGGCUGCGGGCCUAAACCCUCUGGCCUGCCUGCUGAACAACCUGCAGUUGAACAUGGGCCCCGCCCUCUCCAUGGGUGGGGAGAAGCCAAUAGGAAUGCAGGAAGCGACCAGCCCCGCCCCUCAGGACAACAUUUCAGCCAAUCAGCUGGCGCCGGAGCCCGUGCCGAACCCCAGCCACGCCUUAGGGCCCCAGCCGCAGCGUGAGGGGGCCCCCGGGGGCCUCCUGGACCCCUACAGCUCCUUCAUGGACACCAUCUACACCUCCUUCCUCCAGGUCAGCGGGCGGUCCCCCGAGGGGGCGGAGCCUACCCCAGCCCCGCCCCCCUCCUUCCCCGGGGAGCCGCCCCAGAACAGUGCCCCGCCCUCGCUCAGCCCCCGCCGGGCCUGCUCCCUGCGGAACCCCGACCUGUCCCGCCUCGGCAUGGAGGCGGCCCAGUCGCCCGCCCGGGGCACCCCCAAACUGAGCGAGGACAGCUCCUCCACGCCCCCGCCCCUGAGCCAGCGCAGCGAGCCCCCGGCCCCGCCCGCUUUCCCCGAGGAGGCCAAGACGGACUGCGGCUCCGCCCACCCCUACAGCAACGGGCUGCCGUCCGAGGGGGAGGGGCAGGGGCAGGGGGAGGGGCCACAGGGCUACCACGGGCCCCCGGAGGGAGUCAACGGCACAGAGAACCACAUGGGGCCCCAGGACACGCAGGGAGAGAGGGGACCCACCGUCAGACCUGGGGGAGCCAGGAGGGGCAGGAAGAGAAAGCAAGUGUUGCCAAGGGAACCAGAUGUCUCCAGGGAGAUGGAUACAGGUGUUUCAGAGGAGCCCAUGGCCACGAUGGUGCUACAGAAGCCGGAGAGAUCGGUGAAAAGCAAGAGGAGGAGGGUGUUCAGAUAGCGGCCAUCUUUGAACCCUGUCGACACCAGCGCUACGGCAGCCCUUCCCACAGUCCCUCCCCUCUCCAUUCAUUACGAAUCUGAGCCCCAGAGGGUCACUGAGCCCUGGACACUCUCUAGAUGUUCCCGUGACAACCCGCCGUCCGCAGCGCCGCGCUUCUCAUCCCCAGGGGCAUUUACCCGGCCCUCCAGUAACCCUGGACCUUCUCAGCGUUAGAAUAUCGCCAAUGUGUGCAUUAGACUUGAAUUCAAAGAAAGCAUUAGUGCGUUUUGUGUGUGCGCGAGUGCGUGUGCUUGUGUGCCUGUGUGUUUUCAGGUUUAGGUCCCCCCACGCUGUGCCCUGUGUGAGCUGUGUGGUUUACUGAGGCUGGCUGCAGUCCAAUCCGACAAGCAGGAGCGUCCAUCGCGCCUAAUGGGGAUUUGCUGCCACCUACUGGCCAACCGCAUAACGACACAUAAAUAAAUAUUCACGAGUUAGCAGGAAAUGGGGGUGUACAGGGAGGGAGGGUCUGGCUUGGGGGGUGGGGGUGUUCAGUCCUGGAAGGGCCUCAGUGUCUGCUGCUUUUCAGCACUUGUGUGUUUUACUUCCUCGUUGAAGACGAGCCUGGUUUCCAAGGUCUGUAUCGGCCGUUUGAAAGGAAACC